AUGCCUGUUGAGCGCAACAACUGCACAAGAAAUAAUAAUGAGACUUCUAACCUGGACCUGCACCAUCGCCCUUUGGCUCCUAGGUGCAACAAUUCUCCAACGACUGGUCCCCAGAGAGCACCAACCCCUCACCCUUCCCACCUCCAGACCCUAGAGGAGCGCUUCACCACUGGAAUAAUAGAAAUGCCAGUUCCUAGGCGUCCUAUCCUGAGUUUCCCUUCUCAGCAAGAGUCUGAUGAUUCUUCUCUGGAAUUUCUUGAUGACAGAGGUUUCCAUAAUCUAUUCGCACCCCUCCUGCCAAACGUCACUCGCCGACCUUUCCUUAUCCCUGGACCCCCGGACUCCUCCAAUAGCGACACUAUAGACCUGCACCAGUUUCCCGGACCCCUGGAAAUCUCUCAGACCUCAGAAGCAUCCUCCAGAUCUUACCACGUUGCUCCUGCACAGGUUUUCCCACCUUCAUUGCCCAUGAAUACUUCGUCUUCUCCAAACCCUGACAGUCCCCCCACUGCAUCCACCGAUUCCCCCAGCAUGCCACCUCUUGCCUCUGAUGCCUCUGACAAUGGUAGCCUUGACCACGCCCCCAAUCUAUGGCUACUGGCCGGCAUCAGCGAGUACAUUACCACAUCAGAAGGACAUAGCAGUGACCCUCAGGAAUUCGUAGUCUACAGCGACAAUGUAAUUCAGCAGCCCUCUAAUGAUGUCACCCAAUACUGGUGA
Messenger RNA from Fibroporia radiculosa, 720 nucleotides. RefSeq lists its product as uncharacterized. The transcript has a single exon. The record is from RefSeq and is a predicted model, not a curated record. Lineage: Eukaryota; Fungi; Basidiomycota; Agaricomycetes; Polyporales; Fibroporiaceae. Bases 1 to 720 code for a protein of 239 amino acids.